AAAUGAGUUGUAAGGCUCUUCAUAAAUAUGGUAUAUUUAAGUAACUGUCAAGGCAAGCGUUUUUCUCUUAUUAUAGAUUCCAAAUAUGACACUGAUACAGAUAAGCACACAUACCAUUCCAUACGAGGCUGCUCUGCCACUCUCUCUUCCUAACUAACCGUUUCACUUCACUUUGCUUCCAAAAUGGAUUCUUCUCUACACACUCUCCCCACCAAAACCAGCUUCUUCUUCAAAACCCACUUCUCUACUACUCCUCUCUAUAUAUAUGUGUGUCCAGACCCUCUACUGGCUGUGCCAUUUUCACUCUCAUUUUCCCAACAUUAGUUACUCUUUUCCCUUUUUGAAUCCAAAAACCUUUCUGGGUUUUCUUCAUUUUUCUCUUACCAAUGGAUAGGGAUGUUCUCAGGCAGCAGCUCUCUGAAUUUAUGACUUCCAUGGAGCUAGAGGGCUAUGUGGAUUUUCAUUUCAACAUUUCCUACUCAGUGAAGAGAAUGGAUGGUCCAUUCUCUUUUAUAGAGCUCCUGAACAAUUUUCGCAGUGACUCUCAAGCUACCUUAAGAGCUAUGACACAAACACUGGAGCAACAAGAUCUGAAUUUUGAUGAUUUGGAACAGCAUUGUCUCAAGCUCAAAGGGAGUACUGCAUGCAUUGGUAUACAUCGUAUGGCACUUGCUUGUGGCGAUAUGAUGAAUGCUAUUGCUCGUGGAUCCAAAGAAGAGUGCAUUUUGAUAUUACAUCACAUGAAGCAACUGUUUCAAGUUCUGCAAGACAAGUUUGAUAUCAUUUGUCAGCUUGAGAGGAGAAUCAACGAGCCAAUGCCAAAUGCAUGAAAGAUGAAAACUGUGUUGCGAGGCGGUGUCAUGGAAAGGGGUCUAGAAUGUGGUUCGAACCGUUUGAAUCUAAUUUCAUGUUAUGAAAACUUAAUUAUCUUUAUCCUUAUGUGUGCUAUUUUCCUUUUGUUUGUUGGUGUCAAGUACGCCUAAAGACUUUUGUUGUUGUUUUGUUAACAGUUAAUCUAUGGUUCCCCCUUUCAUCUUUAUUUUUGUUUUUGUAUAAUGUUUGCUGAAAUGGUAGACUCAAGUUGAAAGCUUUACAAAGAAA
Messenger RNA from Cannabis sativa, 1101 nucleotides. RefSeq lists its product as uncharacterized. Gene Ontology annotation, biological process: phosphorylation; cytokinin-activated signaling pathway; phosphorelay signal transduction system. The record is from RefSeq and is a predicted model, not a curated record. NCBI's taxonomy places the organism in Eukaryota, Viridiplantae, Streptophyta, Magnoliopsida, Rosales, Cannabaceae. The transcript is spliced from 6 exons. Gene Ontology annotation, molecular function: histidine phosphotransfer kinase activity; protein histidine kinase binding. Gene Ontology annotation, cellular component: nucleus; cytoplasm. The coding region runs from base 387 to 830 and encodes 147 amino acids.